GACACAUUCCUAGAGGGAGCGCAGUAGGACAAGGUGCCCGGCCCAGGGCCUCUGCAGGGCCGCUCUGGAGCACCGCCCCCGCAGCCCGGCCCGGGCCACUGCUGGAGAGGGCGGAGCCUACAAAUCGAAAGAGAAAGCAGGCCCUGCGAGCCGGAGAGAGCCCUGCUCUGAACCCCCAUGAAGCCGCCAGGGCUGCCGUGGCUCUGGCUGUCCUUGGGCUGCAGCUGCUUCCUGGCCUCGGCUCAGCCCCGGGGAGCCCUCCUGGGCGCAGCAGCUGCAGCGAACGGGAGCCACCCCAGCCACGUCUCCCCGGAGCGCAGCGAGAAAGGCUCUGCAGCCUUCCGGGAAAGUCUUAAAAGACAUCACUACUUGAAUUCGUUUUCAUCCAGUGACAAUACUUCUGCCAUCUAUGGAAUAAAUCAGUUUUCUCAUUUGUUUCCGGAAGAGUUUAGAGCUAUCUAUUUGAGAAGCAAACCCUCCCAACUUCCAACAUAUGAUAAAGAUCUAAAGAUGCCAACCACACACAUGCCUUUGCCAAUAAGAUUUGACUGGAGGGAUAAACAUGUGGUAACAAAAGUCAGAAACCAACAGAUGUGUGGAGGAUGUUGGGCCUUCAGUGUUGUGGGUGGAAUCGAAUCUGCCUAUGCAAUCAAAGGAGAGUCUUUGGAAGACUUAAGUGUCCAGCAAGUCAUUGACUGUUCAUACAACAAUUUUGGAUGCAGUGGUGGGUCUACUGUUAAUGCCUUGAACUGGCUAAAUAAGACAAAGGUAAGACUGGUGAGAGAUUCAGAAUACUCUUUUAAAGCUCAAACUGGAUUAUGUCAUUACUUUUCUGGAUCACAUGUUGGUGUUUCCAUCAAAGGUUUCUCUUCCUAUGACUUCAGUGAUGAAGAGGAUGAAAUGGCCAAAAUACUUCUUGCCUAUGGCCCUUUAGCUGUGAUAGUGGAUGCAGUGAGCUGGCAAGAUUAUCUGGGAGGAAUAAUCCAGCAUCACUGUUCCAGUGGAGAAGCCAAUCACGCCGUUCUCAUAACUGGUUUUGACAAAACAGGGAAUACUCCUUAUUGGAUAGUAAGAAACUCAUGGGGUACUUCCUGGGGAGUAGAUGGCUAUGCCUUUGUUAAAAUGGGAGCUAAUAUUUGUGGUAUUGCCGAUUCGGUGUCUGCUGUGUUUGUGUGAUACAUGGGAGGAACACAAAAAUGAAAUCUUCACUCUCAGACAUUUUUGUCUUCAGAAAUCCUCAUCUAGUCCUGUUAACCAGCUACACGUGGACCUGGGCAAACUAGUUUUUAAAAACCCUGGUCUUUCAGGGAUUUUUUUUUCUAAGGAUCAGGAUACCCUGAAGUCAAAGGGAAAACACCAGGUUGUCAUGCUACCUGCUGCAGCCAGGUGGACGGCAGUCUCUGACAGCAUAUAGAUUCUGUGAAUCUCUUCAUUCUGUUUGACAAAUCAUUAUUUUGUGGUUUCUGUGACAAAUCAUUAUUUUGUGGUUUCUCUGUACAAGUCCAAGUGUUAAGCACUGAAGGUACAGAGAUGAAGAAAAAGGAGUUUACAGUCUAAUAAGAUAGAUGGGAUAUAUACAUGUACAGAAGUGUGAUUGGAAAUAGGUAGUGAUAAAGGUGUAAGAAUAGUCUAGAGUAAAAUGUUUUAAAAAUCAAGGAGGGGCAGCUAGGUGGUGCAGUGGAUAGAGCACCAGCUCUGGAUUCAGGAGGACCUGAGUUCAAAUCUGACCUCAGACAUUUAACACGAGCUGUGUGACCCUGGCCAAGUCACUUAACCCCCAUUGCCCCGCCAAAAAAAAAAAAAAGAAAAGAAAAAAAGUAAUGUCUCAUUAGAAGUGCCCCAAAUAUUUUUUUCUACAAAUUCAUAUCAGUCUUUAAUGCAGAAGAACUUUCUGAAAUGAGACUUUCUAAACAGCAAUAGCUCUCAACCAGAAGCAUAUUCUGGGACAAUCUAUCCUUUCCCUUUUAUGCUUCCUUAGAAAUAUUUUUCUUCCUUUAAUCUAAAAUCAUAAGGGUCAGGCAAUUCUCCUUUUCUUGCAUUAGUCAAAAGUGGCCUCAGAAGAAUGUGAAUAUUUGGUUAUCAGUAUGUCCUCAAGACUCAGAGAGGAGAAUCAUUAGACUUGGGAAAUGGUGUAUUAUGGGAAAAAUAGUUGGAACUUGUGCCAGGAGGUGUGUUCUAGACCCUGCCAGUAAAGAACUAUGACUUGUGAGCAAGUCACCCCAGUUUUCUCUUCUGCAAAUUGAAAGGUUUGGAUAAGCUCAGGGAUCUCCAAAUUAAGCUAAGGGAACUGUUGCAUGACCUUGUCUGUGAUUAAAUAGGCAGAGGGUGGGAAUAUAGUUGUCAAUCAAGAUUAUCCACUUCUCCCCACAUUCCUCUAUGCUCAUUCCCUGCCCCCUCCACCAAUCAGUUUGUUCUAGGAGCAGGCAUGCCUCAGACUGUGGGCUCUUUGCUUCAACCACUGACCAGUGAGUAAGAGUUCCUCCACCCCCACCCCUUUCAUUUUCAGUGGUGUACUGAAUCAUACAGGAUGAGCAGGCAUUGGUGGUGCACUGCAGAUCACAUUUCAUUAUUUCUUCCCUCCAGCCAAAUCCACUCCUUUUUGGAAGUCCUUGCCGUCAAAAGCACCGCGGUCCUCCCAGUCUCAUUCCAUUCAUUAUUCUCAUUGGUUCCAUAUAUCCAAGUAGUUGCCAAAUCUCGUCUUUUCUACCUCCAUCAUAUCAAAUGCAUUUCUUCCCUUUUCUCUACUUACAUAGCAACCACCCAAGUUUGGGCCAUCAUUACCUCUUGCCUAGAUUCUUACAACAGGUUCCUAAUAAAUCUCCCUGCCUCAAGUCUCUCUCCUCCAUAGAGUUGCAAAAGUAAUUUUCCUAAAGCACAGAUUUCACCAUAUCACUCCCCCUACCAAAAUUCCAAUAGUUCCCUCUUGACUUCAGAGUCAAAUUUUAAAAAGUCUUUCUCUCACACUUAAAAUUUCUACUUUUAUAUGUGUUUUAGAAAUUACAUAUUUUGUACAGCAGUCCACAUAUUGAGGGUUUGUGCUCAGUUUUUGUAUUAAAAGGGGUAUACUAUCCCAAAAGAUCAGGGACCACUAGACUACAUGAUUUCCAAGGUCCUUUCUCCCUCUAAAAUUCUGGGAUUUCUUGCUUUCUGAUCCAGCUCAGCAACACUAGGACGUAUGACUGACUCGUUAAUGUUUUAUUAUAACUUCUUUCUUGUUUUUAUGUACAUUUGUAAAGUUCUGGAUUUUUUUAAUUUUGGAGAUUAUUUUUAAGUAAGGAAAUACUUGGGAAUUUUCUUGGAGU
Molecule: messenger RNA, 3302 nt
Organism: Dromiciops gliroides (monito del monte)
Lineage: Eukaryota; Metazoa; Chordata; Mammalia; Microbiotheria; Microbiotheriidae
Gene: CTSO
Product: cathepsin O
Exons: 8
Coding region: 178-1176 (332 amino acids)
Cellular component (GO): lysosome
Molecular function (GO): cysteine-type endopeptidase activity
Source: RefSeq, a predicted model, not a curated record